Molecule: messenger RNA, 1320 nt
Organism: Lycium barbarum (goji berry)
Lineage: Eukaryota; Viridiplantae; Streptophyta; Magnoliopsida; Solanales; Solanaceae
Product: protein PELPK1-like
Exons: 1
Coding region: 82-1038 (318 amino acids)
Source: RefSeq, a predicted model, not a curated record
AUAGACUUAAAGACAAUCCCUCAUCCGAAUCACAUUGAACUCUUUGUAUAUUUUCUUUAAUCUUCUAAGAUCUGGAGAAAAAUGGCUGAGCAUUACCACUUAUCCUCCCUCUUAGUACUUGCAUUUCUCAAUUUAUUUGCCAUUCAUGGAAGCAUAACUGGUGCCACUGCACGCCACCUUCUAGAGAGUCCCCUCCCCGAGAUUCCUAAACCAGAACUUCCGAAAGUUCCAACCUUGCCAAAGCCCGAGCUACCAAUAGUCCCAAAACCCGAGUUACCACCUUUGCCAAAGCCUAAGUUACCGACUUUGCCAAAGCCUAAAAUCCCAACAGUACCAAAACCCGAGCUUCCUGCUAUGCCAAAGCCUCAGAUUCCAGCAAUGCCGAAACCCGAGUUUCCUCCCUUGAAAAAGUCGGAAAUUCCAGCAGUGCCAAAGACUGAGGUUCCACCAACUAUGAAAAAGCCUGAAGUUCCAGCUGUGCCAAAGCCUGAGAUUCCGACUAUACCAAAGCCGGAAAUUCCAGAACUACCAAAGCCAAAAGUCUCAGAGCUUCCAAAGCUAGAAGUCCCAGUUGUCCCAAAGCCUGAGAUUCCGGCUGUGCCAAAGCCAGAAAUUCCAGAAUUACCAAAGCCAAAAGUCCCAGAGCUUCCAAAGCUAGAAGUCCCAGCUGUGCCAAAGCCUGAGAUACCGGCUAUGCCAAAGCCGGAAAUUCCAGAAUUACCAAAGCCACAAGUCCCAGACCUUCCAAAGCUAGAAGUCCCAGUUGUGCCAAAGCCUGAGAUCCCGGCUAUGCCAAAGCCAGAAAUUCCAGAACUACCAAAGCCAAAAGUCCCAGAACUUCCAAAGCUAAAAGUCCCAGCUUUGCCAAAGCCUGAGAUCCCGAUUAUGCCAAAGCUAGAAAUUCCUGAACUAUCAAAGCCAAAAGUCCCAGAGAUUUCAAAGCCAGAAGUCCCCAUUGUGCCAAAGCCUGAAAUCCCGGAACUACCUAAACCAACUUUUCCUUCCCUUUCUCCACCACACAAACCCUCUGCUCCUUGAGUAAAUUAUAUGCUACUGUCUCUCCAUUACAAAGUACCCAACUGAUGUUUUGGAAUUUCCAUCUCAGUCUAUGAAGUUUGCAGCAUAUGGCCAUGACAUGGAGAUGUUUGGCAUAACACAUUGGAUACUUUCUUGUAGGAGUAGAAAUUGUAAUUCUUUUAUAGUAUUUGAAUUGGAUGUACAAUGUUUGACUUUUUAUUAUGCUAUAUGAGUGUUUUAUAUGCUUUCUAUAUAUACAGUGUAAUAAAGCUAAUGAUCUAUGCUACUUUUCUUUAGUUUCUA